Messenger RNA from Cylicocyclus nassatus, 1224 nucleotides. NCBI's taxonomy places the organism in Eukaryota, Metazoa, Nematoda, Chromadorea, Rhabditida, Strongylidae. The record is from the annotation of a GenBank genome assembly.
AGAGCAAACGAGUAAUGGCUGAAAAAACCGAUUUCCAAAAGAGAGUGCUGCAAAUCGGCAUCAAUGGAAUGAUUUCGGCUAGCAUAGCCGUCGGUAAUCGACUGCACCUUUUCGAAGCGCUUGCUAAGGUGGGAAGCGAAGAGAAGCCAGCAACUGCUGCUGAGGUGGCUCAGGAGAGCGGAUGUAAGGAAAGAUAUGUCAAGGAGUGGCUCGCAGUAAUGGCCACAGCUGAUAUCAUAUCUGUCACGGAAGACGAAAAGUUCUUCAUCAAAAAGGAGAACAUUGAGGAAUUGCUAUCCAGUUUUAAUGUUUUGAUAAACUCUUUUCUGCCAAAUUUUCUGAAGCCAUACGAUAAGCUUUGCAAUGCAUUCAAAAAGGAUGGACCGUACGGGCUCAACCACACGGACUAUUCCCCAGAAUUUCCUGAAAUAAUGGCCAACUUUAGUGAGGCAAAGCAUAAGCAGCACCUUAUCUCAGACUUCAUUCCUGCCAUCGGAGUGGGUGUUAAGGAAAAGUUAGAAAAAGGUGACAUGACUUGCUUGGAUAUAGGCUGCGGCAAGGGAUUCCACUGUACCCUUCUGGCUGACACAUACCCAAAUUCGAACUUUACUGGAAUCGAUAUAUCACAAACAGCCAUUGAUCUUGCUAAUCAGCAACGGAAGAACACUGGUGAGCCUUACGAUAACUUGAAAUUCUUGCAAAUGGACGGCGGCAAGUUGGAUGAAGAUUGGACCGAAAAAUUCGAUCUUGUUACCAUUUUUGACGCCUGUCAUGGUCAGCUAAGACCAGAUCUGUGCCUGAAAGGGGUGUAUCGUGUACUCAAGCCAUCGGGAGUGUUUGCUAUGCUGGAGAUUUAUGGCACUUCCAAUAUCUACAAAGAUAAAGAAGAACUGGGACAGAUGGCAGCGAUGAGAUAUGCUGGCUCAAUGUUUGGUUGUCUGGCAAUGGGCAGCAACUCUGAAGAUGCUUUGGCCCUCGGUACGAUGUGGGGCAAGGAGCGAGCUACGAAAUUGCUGAAAGAAGCCGGAUUCAAUAAUGUUACCCUGGUUCCUACUCCCUAUUUUGAGGGACAGAUUCUUUACGUAUGCGUAAAGCAUUGAACGUAAACUGUGAACUGUAGAAUAUACGAAGAAUGCUGCCAUCAACAUUCCGUUGACCAUAUAACUCUUAUUCAUCUUAUAGGCGGAUGUUUGCUUUCAGUUGUUUAUGCUUAAUAAAUAGGAG